GCACGCCGCCUAGCUCUCCCCUCACUACCGCUGACGACCGCGAACGACCGUCUCGGGAUCGACCGGGCGCAACAUGCCCGUACUGGUGCGUUUCACUCACACUGAUAGCCCAAUGACAGCAGGUCGCGAAGACGACGCAUGGGACGCGUCGAACGUCGCGCACAUCGCGCUAUUCGCCCACCCUUCAUGCACCCGCAACCCCCGCCUAUCGAGUCAACGCGACAUCGAUCUUUACCAGCUCGGUCCAUCGCUGCCGAAUCGCGAUCACGAGGAGCAACCACCCUAUGCCACACACCUCGAGCCUCUGCUCGACCACCUGCAAGCCCUCCGUGUAACGGACCGGCCGCUUUGA
Molecule: messenger RNA, 352 nt
Organism: Laetiporus sulphureus 93-53
Lineage: Eukaryota; Fungi; Basidiomycota; Agaricomycetes; Polyporales; Laetiporaceae
Exons: 2
Coding region: 74-352 (92 amino acids)
Source: RefSeq, a predicted model, not a curated record